AUGGCGGAGCAAAGACAAGAUAUGUACAUAGAAGGCGAGCUCGCGGGAGAUCAUUACAUGGAGGACCCGGAGCUUGAAGCCAUCAAGGCACGGGUGCAAGAGAUGGAGGAGGAGGAGCGGCUGAGAGCAGUGCAGUAUGAGGCGACAGAAAGCCAGAUCCAGUGUUCUCUUCUGUUCAAAACAGCAGGAAUGUUCUAUACAAUGACCCAUGAGGAAAGGAUAGAUGCUGACAACAGAUCUGUCUAUGUGGGGAAUGUGGAGUAUGGUGCCACUGCAGAUGAGUUGGAGAUCCAUUUCAAUGGCUGUGGUCCUGUCAACAGAGUAACCAUCCUUUGUGACAAAUUCUCUGGCCAUCCCAAGGGUUUUGCAUAUAUUGAGUUCCAUGACAGGGACUCAGUGCAGACUGCCAUGAGCCUGGAUGAGACCGUAUUCAGAGACCGAGUCAUAAAGGUAUUGCCUAAAAGGACCAACAUGCCAGGAAUCAGCACCACAGAUAGGGGGAUUCACAGAGGUGCUCGAUCCAGGGGACGAGGUUUCCACCCACCCAGAUACAAUGGGUAUCAACAAGGCAGGUUCCGAUACAACACUGGCCCCGCCAGGUCAGUCUCACCACACCCCUACGGGCCCCCAGCUGGGAAGAGACACUGGGGGGUUCCUGAGCACCGUGAGCAGGGCCCUAAACGGCACCCAUGUCUUCUCCUCAUAACCCCACCCACUGACCACUCGAGGCCAGGGCACACUGGACACAUGCACCCGCAGCAACACUACUGAAUCACACCUGGAUUCAAGUGAUUAAUAAACAUGGAA
Salvelinus namaycush (lake trout) is the source of this 807-nucleotide messenger RNA. Its product is annotated as embryonic polyadenylate-binding protein 2-B-like. The transcript is spliced from 6 exons. Bases 1 to 771 code for a protein of 256 amino acids. Gene Ontology annotation, molecular function: RNA binding. The record is from RefSeq and is a predicted model, not a curated record. NCBI's taxonomy places the organism in Eukaryota, Metazoa, Chordata, Actinopteri, Salmoniformes, Salmonidae.